Molecule: messenger RNA, 1473 nt
Organism: Didymodactylos carnosus
Lineage: Eukaryota; Metazoa; Rotifera; Eurotatoria; Philodinida; Philodinidae
Source: the annotation of a GenBank genome assembly
AGUGGUCUGAGCGUCGAAUGGAUGAAGGACAAUAAAGGUAAUCUUCAGAAAGCAGAAGAAAGUAAGCAAUGGAAUGUGUCUGUCCAGCAGCAGGCAUCUACCCUAUGAAAAAAUUCUAUGCAUUACUACUUAGCCUUUUAGCACCUCAAGAAUAAAUAUGCAUCGGUUGAGUGACCUUAUUCACUAUAGAUUGUAUGCCUUUGUUAUACACAGCUGCUGCUAACAUCGCUUUCUGAAACACUCUAAAGCUGAUAGUGAGAUAAUGAUCAAAUGGAAUCUUUUAGGUUCAGCCAAAGUGGACAGUGAGGAAAUGAUUUCUAGCGAAUGCGGCUGUAGAGAGAGAGAGAGAGAGAUAAGGAUAGAACAGAAAGAAGCAAAGCACAAAAGAACACUACACAGUUGAUAGAAUCGAACACUUGAACUUUGAAUUCAAAUGCAAAGAAUCUACUUUUUGGACUAAAUUGUCCAGAAGUAAACUCUGAGGUGUUCUCAUCCCCAUCCUGUGCAUUGCUAUAGUGUGUUCUACUCCCGCUGCUCAACCCAUACAGCUUAUAUCUUUGAUCAGCGACCAAAGCCUGCAUACUCAGCGUUUCCCUGUCGCCUGAUUUUAGUGUAUAGAAUCGAAAUGCUUUGCUCUUAUUAGAACCAAGGACACUUUUAUCACUAUAUGUAGUGAGAAGUAACACAGAAGAAUACUGCUGUUUUAUGAGAAAUCAUACGUAGACAGGUGUUUCUCCAAAGAGUAAUAGAUACACAACAUGCCAAACCUAGAUGAAAAUAUGGUUUUCCAUAAGUUAAAGCAAGAAAUUAUUCUAGCUCAUUCGAUACACAAACAGGAGCGAAAGCUAGAAUAAACCAUUACUUAACUCUAGAGGAAAUAUAAACCACUAGUGCAAAAGUGCCACUUUCUUUUACAGUGCAAGCAAAGACAACUAGCAUUGAUAAAACAAUUGUGAUUAAUCAUUAUCUUAUCUUUUCAGGUAUCCAAUUCGGAAAAAUCGAACCAUUCAAUUCUCCUAUGCAAAACUAUUCCAACGCCAGAAGCCAUCGAAACGUUUACAAAAUCGAUCAUCUCCACGGCAAACACGGCAUAAUCAAAAUGUGCCACAACUAGUUAUGAUCGCCGAAAUAGUGCAAGAUCUUAUAUCAAGAAAUUUAGCCGAUUACAAAAAUAGUGGUCUUAUUUGUUACGAUCGUGAAACAAUCGACAAACAAUUAUUUGAAUAUUUGAAGAGGUAUUACAAAUUAAAACGUAAACAUCAACGGUGUAGUAGAUUGUUGGAUAAAUUACAAUUAGAUGCCGAAAAUUACGUGGCAAUCAAUAAACUACAAGAAGCACAUGAUAUAAAGUUUGGUGUGACAAUGCGAAAGGGCAAAGCAUACAUCACAAAAUUAAAAACUGGAAAAUAUCGUCGUGAUCGCUAUUCAUUGUACAUAUCAUUUGUUAUACACGAGACGAUGGUUAAUAGCUAG